AUGAGGUUCACAGCCCCGCAGCCAAUGAAGCAACCCUUGGAGCAGAGGGACAAAAGCAAGCAUUGCGCUUAUCAUCGAGAUUAUGGGCAUUCAACCAAUGAUUUUAGAUCCCUUAGGCGACAAGUGGAAAAUAUGAUAGCCAGAGGUGAGUUGGCAGAUUACCUCAUGACGAAGGAAUAUGUGAAGCCCUGUGAGGUCUAUCCUCGCAAGGUAGAAGGUACUCAAGUAAAGGUCAUUCAUACAAUACAUGGCAGAUCUGAAGAUGAUCAAGAGUCUAAGGAGGUAUACAGAUCCAGACUGAGGGCAGCCCGUAAGCUCAGGAAGUUAUCCUCGGUCAAUGCUAUCGCCUCGGGCAGCAUCAGUAUUGGAUUCGGCGAUAGCGACCUAUCCAGAGUUCAACUCCCCCACGAGGAUCCAUUGGUCAUCAGUCUUUUAGUGGCGAAUUGCAUGAUCAAGAGGGUUUUGAUAGACCUAUGGAGUAGCGCCAACAUUAUCACAAAGGCGGUCUUUGAGCAGUUAGAGAUCCCGUCAUCAUCAAUUCGACCUACCUCCAACCCAUUAAUGGGGUUCGAUGGCAUAAGGGUAGAUCCCCUUGGGGUAAUAGACUUAUCCGUAACUACGGUGAAGAGAACUCUGAAGGAGAACUUGUCUUAA
Messenger RNA from Cornus florida, 654 nucleotides. RefSeq lists its product as uncharacterized. The coding region runs from base 1 to 654 and encodes 217 amino acids. The transcript has a single exon. The record is from RefSeq and is a predicted model, not a curated record. Lineage: Eukaryota; Viridiplantae; Streptophyta; Magnoliopsida; Cornales; Cornaceae.